Ipomoea nil (Japanese morning glory) is the source of this 1031-nucleotide messenger RNA. RefSeq lists its product as uncharacterized. Lineage: Eukaryota; Viridiplantae; Streptophyta; Magnoliopsida; Solanales; Convolvulaceae. Bases 93 to 749 code for a protein of 218 amino acids. The transcript has a single exon. The record is from RefSeq and is a predicted model, not a curated record.
ACAUUAUUUCAUUUUCCUCUUCAAAUAGAUCUCCGUAUCCAUCCGCGUCUCUAAUUCGAUCACCGCCCUGCCAGCUGAUUAAUCGAUCCUAAAUGGGAAGUUGUUUAUCUUCAACGAAAGGUCACACAGUAAUGGAGAAGCACAACUCCGCCAACGUCAUUUCGUCCACCGGAGAGCUGCGCCAGUUCUCUAUUCCGGUUAAAGUCUCUCAAGUUCUUUUCUCCGAGUCGACGACGACCACGACCACUUCGGCUCUCGAUCACGCGUCCUUUUUCAUGUGCAACUCCGACCGUCUCUACUUCGAUGAUUACAUACCCCCUAUGGACCAGGAGGAUGAGCUCGAAGCCGGUCAGAUCUAUUUCCUUCUCCCCACCAAUAAGCUUCAGUAUCGUCUCAGCGCAUCCGACAUGGCCGCUCUCGCGGUUAAGGCCAGCCUCGCCCUUCAGACCAUAAAUCGCCGCCGCCGAAGCAGGAGCAAGAGGAUCAGUACGAGUAAAUCUAGGAUCUCACCCGUGAUCUUCCAGCAAUCUGAUCACGGUCAACUCCAACAAUAUGACAGUCAUAGCGGUGAGACAAUUAUUAGCAAGGGUGCGACGUCGUCGUCAUCGGGACUAGGAGUUCCGAUGAGUUCCAGACCCGCGAGGAAGCUGAAAAGAUACUCGUCCCAGCGGGCUAAGAUGGCUGUUCGUUCUUUCAGACUCAGGCUGACGACUAUUCAAGAAGGAUCUGUACUGGGUCCAUUUUACUAGUUCUGAUCUAUAUAUAUACUCGUGAAGACUGAAAAUAUUUUCUUUAAUUUUUUGUUUUUGGUGAUCAUGGCGGUUAAUUACUCCCCCCGACUAUGUAAAAAGUUACGGUUUGGUGAGAGGAAGCGCCUUCUAGGUUUUACCGAGUAUUAAUUAAUGCAUGAAUGCUUGAGUUCUGCAGAGUAACUUUAAUUACUUUUUGAGGGUAAACGACAUACUGUGUACAUACAAUUAACUACAACUGCAUGCUGUAUUAAUCCAUCUUCUCUUCUCGUCUCUGCUGCU